AUGACACGUCGAAUCGCUAAACGAACACCGACGAAGAAAACGGAAACCAAAUCGAUGGAAAAGAAGGUGAGCACAUGAGAAAUAAUAGUUUUCGCAGAGGCGUGCUCGUGUUUACACUGGCCGCUCCGCGCUAUCGCACGUAAAAAAGUGUGCCUAGGCUUCAAUCGGAGCACAAAAUUGCUGUUUUUCCUAGAAGAAAUGUUUAAAAAUCUCUAAAAAUUGAAUUUUCCAGAAAUCCGAUGCUCUUCCGCCGACAGAGGCCUCAGAACCGUCAACUUCGCGCCCAAAACGGAACACCCGAAAGAAUGUGCUGUACAACAACGCGACAUUUGAUGUUCGAGUUCCGGGACAGCCGAAGAAUGAUCCGGUUGCCAGUUCUACGACAGAAGAGGAGUCUCUAGCCGCAAGCAGCACAGUUGCCGUUUCCGAUAGCCCGGAAGACGCUUCUGAACCGCCACAGGUACUCGAAACCGCAGAAACUCCGGAGCAGAUUCUGAGCGGAGGGAGCGAAGGGAAAACAGAGACAGUUUCGACGAAAAGAGCGAGAAAACAACCGGAGAAGGAAGAAGGAGCGAAGAAGAGCAAAUUCGGCCAGAAAACGGAAGAUGCAGCAACGAGUUUAAGCACUGGAGCAUCUUCAAGUUCAUCGCCACGCAAAAAGGUCAGAUUUGACCGGAAACCUCAAAAGGAAGAUGAAGUGCACGACCCGGACACUGACGCUGAUACCAAAGUCUCGAAGACGGACGAAGCAGAAGACGGGCCUCCGAUCCUUGGACCAGAAGCUGAGACUGGUGAGGGUUUCAGGGAUGAGCAAAACUUCUGGUAAUUUUAAUUUUUCAGAUGGUUCGGUCGAUGAAGAACAUAACGAGACCGAUAAUGGGGAUGGCGAUAGCGAUGACGGGGAGCCACCGAAUCUGGAGAGACAACCGUACGGAGUGUUUCCAUCGAUUUCACUCUAAAACGCUCAAUUUCAGACCUGCGGGAAAGCUCGAGCGUCCACGUCCCUCGACUCCGAAGAGCAAAAAGAAACCGCUGCAGAUCCGGUUGAACACGGCUCGCCGAGAGCUGGAGAAACCGCCAAAAGUUGUGCCACCGCCAGUAGUUGUCGAUCGCCCUGGAAAACCGCCAUCUGUCGUCAACAAGGCCUCUGUGAAGCUGUUCCAGGAUGACUUGGAGGUGACUGAGCAGGGAGACAACUACGCUGUAGUCAUUAACGGAUGUUUGACGGAACUGCUUCGUAAAGAGAGGAUCAUGGACGUGUUAACAUGUGAAGAUCGGGGUCGUUACAUGUAAGUUGUUCAUUUUGGAUCAAACUGUGAACUACGGGGAACAGUUUUUUAGGACAAGCAACGGAUGGAUGCUGGACAAGCCACCGCGUUUGCCGCCACUUACUACGGACAGUGUUUGUUUCGCGUUCUACAUCGACGGCUCAAAAGUUGUAUCAACCAAAGAUCUUUCCGUCGAUGACCUGCGUCCAUGGAGCUCGUCGUCUUUGGAAAGCCAUGGUCCACUGGUUCCGAUCAUCAAACCGACCGUUAGAAAACACCCAGUAGCUUAUCAGGAAGGGAAAUGGGUGCACCAGAAGAUGGAGCGUCGCGCGGAUGAAAUCUUUCUGAUCGAAUACUCGGCUCGUCUCCCGAGAGAACCAAGAUUGAGAAAAAAGGUGAGAAAAUCAAAAUAACACUCAGCGUUCAAAAUUUUUUCGUUGAGAUCUACUACUUGUUUCAAAACCAGAAGAUCAUCGGAAACGUCCUCAUUCUAUACGACUACGCGUCGGAAGGCAAUGCUCCGGUCGUCAUCCAGACUCCGCGCGAGAACGCACUGUCGACGAGUGCGCUGAGAUAUGUGGAGGAAGAGUUUGACGAAUCCGGGGUGCUCAUCGAAUCGCCGGUGAGAGUUUCCUUGUCCAGGUUCUUAGAAGGAUCAGAAUUUUAGUUUGAAACCGAAUUGGUGAAGGGCGAACGAGGCGGAAUUUUCUUGAAGUGCCGGAAUAACAAGAUGGGAUUGGGCACAGAUAAGAAAAAGAUUCUCGAGUAUAUCUGGAAUAAGCCAGAUUCGAUGUGAGUAAUUCUCAAAUGCGCUGAGUACCUAAAAGUAUUUGUUUUUCAGCGGAGAUCUAAAAGCUCUGAAUAAGUCACUGCCGGAUCUUCCGCCGUUGACAGAGAAAAUUGGGGUUUUUGUAUAUUUCGUCCCUGCAGCCAACAUUGCAAGCCAAAUGCUCCGUGCGUCGGAUGGCCUCUCGCCGUGGUCGACAAACCGUGAGUAUUUCUUUACUUUUGAACAUUUGUGUUCUUCAUCGUACUGAGCUCGAAAAUGGAGGGAUGUGUCCAGCAACAACUGCGCAAAAAAUGAAAUUCGACGCUUAAAAAUGCACACAUUUUCAGCUCUUGACGCCAACGCGAAAUGCCCACGUGUCAGAUCCACGAAAAGAUCUCUGGUUCAGAAUGCCGACGGAACGGUCACGCUCUUGCGCAAUCAUGACCGUGACGCAGUAUUCAAUCUCGUCGAGUUGCAGUCGACACUCGCGAGAUGCACAAGAAUCAAGAAGAGAGUGAGUUGACGAGCACACUGAGGAAACUCAGACUUCCAAUACUUCUUUCAGGUGCUCUUCAUCCAGCAGAACACCAUCCUUAUCGUUGGAUAUGUGUGCUACAUCUAUGAGUUUGUUGAGGAGGGUCCGUUGCCAGUUCUAUUACCCAACAGUAACACGAAUAAGACUUCCCAAAGAGCAAGAUGGAGACCGCCUCCGAAGCAACAAGCUGUUGCUGAAGUGUUUGAGGGCUUGCAAGAAGAAGAAGAAGAAGAAGAGUUCGAUGAGAUUGAAACGGAAGUGGACGCUGAAGAAUCUGGAGAAUUCAAUGACGACGACUAUGCCAUGGGGCCAGACGGCAUGGUUGGCUCGAUCCUGCAGGAUGAACCGUUCGAUGUGCCGGGACCUGCGCCGGCGCCAAUCUCAGUUGCCGAAGAACAAGUUGUAGACAUUCUGAACAACGGACGAGACGACGAAUUCCAAGAGGAUAUGAUGAUGAUGAGCGAGAACACGGAUCCGUACUACUCCGGAGUCAGAAAGUUGGAAUCGGGCCACACGUAUCUCACUGUCCGCCACAAUAAAUUGGCUUGCACGUUCGACUCCGUCUUGGAAUAUAUUGCAAAUUCGAACGUUGUGUAAGUUGUCUUGUUUCUGUAACUAUGUAGUUAUUGUAUUUUCCAUUUUUCAGGGAAGAAAGUGGUGUUCUCAACACUCGGAAACCCGGUCACCCGCCGAUUGUGUCAAACGCACGGGCCUACGUGUUUUUCGUCGUGGGAUCGUCGAUAUUCCCGCACGAUAUCAACAAAGACGACUUCUCGCCUUGGUCUCACAACAGCGAUGGUUUUUCACUCAUCAAUGAAUAUUCGAAGAAAUCAAUUGUCAUGUUUUCAGACGAGAACCCUACGUGUUACCGUACCAAAGUGCGCAAACUUGGAGUGGUCAUUGAUCCAGCCACACAGCGUUUCCUGGUGAAUUUUAAAGCUGUAUGCCAUGAUUUAAUUGUGAAUUGUUUCAGAUGAAAACAGGGUGUGAUUACAGAACGUGUCCAUUCCAUCUCACUUUCCUGUACAGCAUUAAUCCGAGAGAGCCACGACUGAAAAAGAGGGUAAUGCGCACUGGAAUUGAUGGAUAUUUGAAAAUAAAAACUAACUUUGCUUGCAGGUCUAUUACCUCAUGGAGACCGAUUCGAAGAUGGUCGUCAGUCACGCGUUGAUCAUGUACGAUUACACGACUGAAGGCAAUUUGCCCAAAAUUACGGCCGGCAACUACAAGUGCGCCAGAAAGAAAAAAGAUCCGAAUGCUCAGAUGUACGAGGACAGUGACGAAGAGAGAGAGGAGUACACUGAAGAGGAGAGAGAGCCGCCGUUCUCUCUGCACGUCGAGACAGCGCUCGACGGAUGCGUGUACAUGAAAGUCAAUGACGGCACCUUCUGGAACGACCGUCGAACUCAGCUCGAGUUUCUCGUCAAUCCCCAUCGAGCCAUGCUGUGAGUUGCUGAGUGAAAUGAGCAGACGAUAACGCCAUCAAUUAUCGUUUCAGGGACGAGAUGGGCGCACUCAACAUCGUCGUGCCCGAGCUCCCACCAGCAACAACUGGGACGGGUUCUUUCGCCUAUUUUGUUAGUGGAUUAGAAAAAUGUUUUCUACAACUGACGUCAGACAAACUCGUCCCGUGGAGCAGUUCGUCGCACACAAGUGAGUUGUAUUCCUUCCGCUUUUUUCCUUACAACACGAUCUUGCAGGCGGCACCACGAUACGACCAAAGACAGUGAGAAUUCCGUUGGCGCUGAAUCGCGGCAACCGAUUUCGAAUGUGCAAGCGUCCAAUCGAUGAAGCGGAAUUCAUACUGCACACGUACACGGCCACUCUGCCAAGGAACAAGAGACUCAAGAAGAAAGUGGUGUACGUGGUGAGAGAUAAUGUUCCGUUUGGAAAUGCUCUGGUUCUGUACAUGUACACCGAGCCUGGAGACGUGAUAUUGCCGCUCGAAAAGGAGUUCAUCAACUUUGGUCCGUGGCUCGCCUCAUUUGAUCCAUUCAUUCGGAAUGAGUUGUACUACCUGCUGCAGAAGAUGGAACCAGCACAGGUGUGCCAAGUUAUGUUGGACAGCUACAGAGUGCACGUCAACGUUAACAUGUUGUACUACGUUCAAGGCCAGGACAUUCGAGCGGCGUUGGAGGAGUUGAUGGCUUUUGAGGAAUAUGUGCAAGACACCGACUCGCCGACCGCUCCGGAGAUCAUAGUGGAACAACCGAACGAGUAUUAUGCUGAAGAGUUGAUUGAAGGCGAUUCGAUACUCGUCGAGAGCACGGUGACAGUCGAGCAGGACUAUGAGCCAAUAAUGAAUGAGUUCUUGGAGCAGGAUCUGGUAUGUUCUUUUUCGAAUUGAAUAUGAAUUUGUGCACAAAAAUCACUCAAUUUUUACAGGCGGUCGUUGGCUUCGUCAGAGGAAGUCAGAGAGAUGAUGCUUUCUGGAGAAUUGCCGGCAAUCAGUUCGGCACGAAAGACGCGGACGAAACCUUCGAUGAGCUGUUCAAGCUGCUCCACGCGAAGAAUGAAGAGCGCCUGUUUCAAAAUGUGAACCAGAUGUUUGGAGUGGAGAUUUGCGACGUCGAAGAAGUGCCCAUGGAGCAAGAAGAAACGGUGGACCAACUGGUGGAGCAACCGGUAGAAGAGUCAGUCGCGAAGCCGGUGGAGUCGAGCGAGCUGAAGUCGGUGUCGAAAAACUCAAUCUAA
Caenorhabditis sp. 36 PRJEB53466 is the source of this 5266-nucleotide messenger RNA. The record is from the annotation of a GenBank genome assembly. Lineage: Eukaryota; Metazoa; Nematoda; Chromadorea; Rhabditida; Rhabditidae.